CUGUGGUCUGUGGAUAGAAUGCAAUCAUUUCUAACGUUCGAAGCUGUUCCAUUCCGUUCCCACGCACGUCCACAGCUUUAGGUCAUCCACGAUCUGUCCGUCCUCUCGUUACUCUGAUUCUCCCGGGCUCCAAUCCAAGAUGUCGUCGGGCGAAGUAAGGGCGUCGCACAUUCUGAUCAAACACCAAGGCUCCAGAAACAAGUCGUCGUGGAAAGACCCGAAGGGUCUGCGUAUCUGUACCACAACCCGAGAUGACGCCGUCUCUCAGCUCAAAGCUUUGCACACGGAAAUCAUAGAAGGCAAGUCCAGUUUCGAGGAGGUUGCUUCCACUCAAUCUCAUUGCAGCUCCGCCAAACGCGGCGGAGAUCUCGGUUAUUUUGGCCGGGAGAAGAUGCAGAAGCCUUUUGAAGAAGCAUGUUUUGCACUUGCUGUUGGUCAGAUUAGCGACAUUGUUGAUACUGAAAGUGGUGUUCACAUAAUCAAGAGAACUGGUUGAUACAUGGAAGAACAUUAGUCAGCAUUUGUAAUUGCAAUGCAGGCUGAAAUAAGUGAACAAGUUAUGGAAUAUGUGUGACUUGUUUUCUUCCUGUUUGAAGUGCCUUUACUAAUUUCUUGUUUGUUUAGAACCCCCCCAACGGACUGAAAUGAUGUGCUUGAACUAUGUUUUGCUUGCUGCUAUUAUGACUUGUUAAUUGUUUCACGAAGAUUUUGACCGUUGAGGCAAUUUUAGAAUUGUUUUUACGUUUCUGUUUUGUCCAAAUGGGAAAGUCCAGAUACCUUCUAUUCUAAUAGUAAGACCAUGCCUCUUUGUUGAGGGCUUGCGGAUAGCAGAAAGGGCCUUUCCAUCAUUGCUUUGUUACUUUGCAUUUUCACAUUGAAUAAGACAAGUUUGCAGGAAAACUAAAUUGUUUGUGUGAA
This is a messenger RNA of Cuscuta europaea, 918 nucleotides long. Lineage: Eukaryota; Viridiplantae; Streptophyta; Magnoliopsida; Solanales; Convolvulaceae. The record is from the annotation of a GenBank genome assembly.